This is a messenger RNA of Clonostachys byssicola, 2373 nucleotides long. Lineage: Eukaryota; Fungi; Ascomycota; Sordariomycetes; Hypocreales; Bionectriaceae. The record is from the annotation of a GenBank genome assembly.
AUGGAUAUGAAUAUCAUUGCCAACGCCAAUGCCAAUGCCCACGCGAGGCUGCCGGCGUGUGAACCAUGCCGCAAGUCCAAGCUGGCCUGCGAUCAUCGGCUCCCGUCGUGCACUCGGUGCGAGCGUUCGGGCAAAGGCGAGGGCUGCACAUACCGCCAGGACCCGUUCAAGCGGCGGCGGACCAACAACGACAGACUGUCCCCUCGUGAAUCAAUAUCUCCGCUCUCCGACUUACCCACGUCCACUUCCACACCCCCGGCCCCGAAUGCCUCAUACCCAAACCCAGGUUAUCUGGGGUACUCAAGCCACAGGUCAAUAUUCCUCCAGAUCUCGCCGGAUGAAACUAUAGGCACAUCGACCGAGCACGUUGCCGCUCAGACGGGGGUCGUCGAUUCCCACAGGCCACACCACAACACCGCCACCCUCGCCAAGCAGGGCGCUGAGAUCCUUGAACGGGCCCUGACGACCUUUGACGGAAAUGAGCUCAAGGCUCUGAUUCAUUUUUGGACAGCUAGAGGCAUUAGUCUGGCCUUAGCAGAGCCCUUUGUGGGCUCAUGUUGCGAAGCGUUCGUGAGCCUAGGUGCCCAAACUUCAGCCACCCCCCAAUGGUUCAUGGAGCAGUCUCGGGCUUUAUUGGCCAACUCUAUGAGGCUAUUGGACCUGCGCCCAAGGAUGAGUGCGGCCGACUUCAUUUUCCAGACGUCUGGCGAGCAACUCCGAUGGGAGUCCCUCGGCAUUUUCUUCACGGCCGUCGUGAGAGCUACCUUUGAUGUUCCAUUCUUCCCCACACUCUACAAGGACGAUGAAGAGAGGUCCGCUCUGCGUAAGUUUGCCGCCAGACUCAGCGACGACCUGUUGGACUUGGCCCUGUCUCUGGAUUGCCUUAAUGAUUUUCAGAUUGUUUUGCAGUAUGAGAACUUCAUUAUACAUUCUCACGUAAAUGGGGACCAUAGCUACCAAUCUUGGCGAAAACUGGGCGACGUGAUCGCGUCUAUCUACGCGCUUGGUUAUCAUCAAAAAAUCGAUACAGGAAUGGACGACUUUGCGUUUCUGUCUGAACUCAGGAAGACUGUCUUGGCGCGUAUGUAUUCUGCCGACAAGAACGUGGCAAUAUUCCUUGGGCGUCCGCCCCGCAUGACGAAGAGAUUCUGCGUGUUCCAGACGCCCUUGUCUACAAGCUCCCUGGACCCAACCGGCCAGCAGGAGCUGGACAUGUACACGUGGCCCCCGAAUGUCGCGCCCAGCUACCGAGCCGAAACACGGUGGUCAGCGCUCUGCGCGUUUCAAAAAGAAGAGAUCUUGGAGCUCUUGUCGGUUAAGAAGACUGAUAAUGUUACACGUAAAGCCAAACUGACUGGCCCUCUCAAGGACGCAAAUGGCGAUGCCUUUAAAAAGGACUUUCUAGCUAGCCUCCGGUUAAAUUAUCUGCAUGUGCUCUUCAUGCUACGGCUUGCCUGCCAAGAUUUAUUGGUUGAGCCAGGUGAUGCUAUUGUUGAUAUUGCUGAGGAUAUGCUUGGUCUCGUCACUGAUGCCAUCAUCCUCCGGGACAAACUGGCAAACUCUGGAACUGGACUUGCAUGGAAGGUCACCUACUAUGGACUACCUGCAACAGGUGUUAUUCUCCUCCAACUACUCAGACGUCGGCGUCACCAAGAUAUUCAGAGUACAAUCAAACCGGCCGUCUUGCGCAACUUGCAAGUGUUCGUGGCCGAGGUGGAGAACGGCGCAGUUGUGCAAAACAAGGAAGCCAAUUUUGCACUUUUGUCGCAGGCAGUGCAAACCGUAAAGAUUUUCCUAGACUCCCUCACAUGGUCUUCGACGCGGCAGGGUCCUGUCAAUGACGGAGACUUUGGGUACGAGCCCGGUCCCACGCAAGACCUCGGAUCAACCAUGGUCAGUAGCGUGUUCAAAAGUCGCCGGCGUGGGGAUUUCGAUUUCAUCCUAGAUUAUCGGACAAGGUGGAACGACAAUGACAUGUACAAUCACAUGAAUAACACCGUCUACAAUGCCUUGUUCGACUCCGUUAUCAAUGCAUAUUUGAUCCAAGAAUGCGGCCUAGACCCUGCCACCUCCCCACAGUAUGCGCUCGUUGCGAGCUCCCACACGGAUUUCUUAUCAUCCAUCGCCUAUCCAGUUGUGGCAGAACUGGCAUUGAGGGUGGACAGACUUGGCAAGUCGAGCGUCUCAUACGAGGUGGCCAUAUUCGAGCGCCACCAGGAAGAUGUCAAAGCCGUCGGCCGGUUCGUACAUGUGUUUGUGGAUCGUGCAACGGGGAAGCCUCGCCCCUCGGGGAUGCCAGACCAGGUGAGAAAGGGACUGGAACGGAUCCUCUCCGAAGCUGCCGCGAGUCAAGGCGGCGUAAGUAAGCUCUAG